Molecule: messenger RNA, 633 nt
Organism: Nestor notabilis (Kea)
Lineage: Eukaryota; Metazoa; Chordata; Aves; Psittaciformes; Psittacidae
Gene: PLPP6
Product: phosphatidic acid phosphatase type 2 domain containing 2
Exons: 2
Molecular function (GO): sphingosine-1-phosphate phosphatase activity
Source: RefSeq, a predicted model, not a curated record
CCGAUGCCCGAGGAGGACUGCAUGAAGCUGAACCCUUCCUUUGUGGGCAUCGCCCUCAGCUCCCUGCUCGCCAUCGACCUUUGGGCCUCCAAGCGCCUGGGCGUCUGCGCCGGAGAGGGCUCGGCCUGGGGCAGCGCCCGCCCCCUCAUGAAGGUCAUCGAGGUUUCAGGGCAUGGCAUCCCCUGGCUGCUCGGCACCUUCUACGGACUCUGCCAGAGCGACAGCUCAGCGGCCAGAGAGGUGCUGCUCAACCUGCUCUUCGCAUUGCUGCUGGAUCUCGUGAUGGUGGCAGUGGUGAAAGGGAUUGUCAAGCGGCCACGGCCCACCCACAACAAGAUGGACAUGUUCGUCGCCAUCUCAGUGGACAAGUACUCCUUCCCAUCGGGCCAUGCCACCAGAGCUGCCUUGGUCUGCCGCUUCGUUCUGCGCCACCUGGUGCUGGCCGUCCCGCUGCGGGUCCUCAUGGUGCUCUGGGUUCUCAUUGUUAGCAUUUCAAGGGUCAUGCUGGGCAGGCACAACAUGACAGAUGUGCUGUUUGGUCUGCUGCUGGGCUACGUCCUGUACAGUGUGGUGGAGUACUGCUGGCUGUCCCCGCUCAGCGUGCCUGCCCUCUUUGCGCUCUGGAGCCAUUGA